Helianthus annuus (common sunflower) is the source of this 1305-nucleotide messenger RNA. Its product is annotated as chitinase CLP-like. Gene Ontology annotation, molecular function: aspartic-type endopeptidase activity. The transcript has a single exon. The record is from RefSeq and is a predicted model, not a curated record. The coding region runs from base 1 to 1305 and encodes 434 amino acids. Lineage: Eukaryota; Viridiplantae; Streptophyta; Magnoliopsida; Asterales; Asteraceae. Gene Ontology annotation, biological process: proteolysis.
AUGUUUUUGCUUCUUCAACUACUCGUUAUCGUUCUAGGUUUCAUCUCUCAUGAACAUGAGGUUAUGGCUGCGUAUGUGCCGCCAUACACAUCCAUAGUAGUUCCGGUUAACAAACAUACCGAUGCUGCUAAGCCUCUCUAUAGCGUUGAGAUCAUGACAGCCUAUGACUAUGUAAACGAUCAAUACUUGCAUUCAAACUUCCUUAUAGACAUCGAUGCUCCCUUCAUAUGGCACGACUGCAUCGUGCAAUGGAACAUUUAUCCAGGAAGUUGCCCAAACAACACACUUUGCACAUACGCUGUUUCUUGCGUAGAUUAUCAAUGCACAACUUUUCGAACGUCUUACUCUUAUAAGAAUCCUUCUUGCCCUCUAGAAACCAACACUUCUUCGUUCCCUGGUUGGGGUGACUGUACAUGCUCAGUCAACGUGUUUAACCCUGUGACUGGUUCGUGUAACCAAACCCUUAUCAACUACGACGAUUUCACAGUGAACGUAAGUGACGGUAGAAAAAUCUUCAGUGGUUUAUAUGAUGCACACCCUUAUGCAGCAUGCGCUCCUCAUUCAACAUUUGCAUCAUUUCCUUCAAAUGUUUCUGGUGUCAUGGCGUUUUCUUCCUCGCCUUACGCCUUCCCAGCUUACUUCUAUCAACCCCUUAAAAAAACGUUAGCUCUCUGUCUUCCAAGCAAGCCGUCUGUCCCCGGGGUUCUAUUCUUUGGAACCGGUCCUUAUUACCUUCUUCCUCAAUCAAACGUCGAUGUAAGAAGUUAUCUUUCUUAUACUCCGUUGGUAACGCAGCCAGAUUCUUUUGGAUACUUUAUCAGUGUCGAUAGCAUUGUAAUUAAAAAGAGAUCUAUCAAUGUUCCCGCAAACACAACUACCAAGCUUAGUACAACUGACCCUUACACGACACUUAGAACCGAUAUCUAUAAUGGUGUGGUUAGGAGGUUUACAAAGGUUACAAAACAAUUACGUCCUGCAAAGCCAGUCAGCCCCUUCGGCCUUUGUUUCAGCACCUCCACUGCUGGUUUGAAAGUUCCUGAUAUCGAUUUCAGCCUCCCGGAUGGGAAGAAAUGGACUGUAUCCACUGCUAACUCUAUUAAGCAGAUUACAAACGAGGUGGCGUGUUUGGCGUUUGUUGACGGUGGUGCAACGAGUGAGCCUGCAAUUGUGAUCGGGACGUUUCAGUUUGGGGACAACUUUCUAGAGUUUGAUUUAGAGAAUUCGACUUUUGGGUUUAGUUCGUCGUUGCUAAGUAAGCAGACGUCUUGUGCAAACUUCAACUUUACACUUACCGACGGCCCUUAA